Molecule: messenger RNA, 9036 nt
Organism: Ictalurus punctatus (channel catfish)
Lineage: Eukaryota; Metazoa; Chordata; Actinopteri; Siluriformes; Ictaluridae
Product: C-X-C chemokine receptor type 5
Exons: 3
Coding region: 7614-8699 (361 amino acids)
Biological process (GO): chemotaxis; immune response; G protein-coupled receptor signaling pathway
Cellular component (GO): membrane
Molecular function (GO): chemokine receptor activity; catalytic activity
Source: RefSeq, a predicted model, not a curated record
ACAUCUGCUCCUACGUAUGUAUGUACGUAUGUAUGUACGUGCAGAUAUAAUCCUAAGCUCUCUGGCAUGCCUCACUAAUUACUUACAUGUGGUGUUUUUCUCCUGAGUAUUGCUCAUUCUGUGUUUUUCUGCAUGUCUAGGCGAACGUCAAAUCUUCUUAUCCCCUUUACUGGAGGUGUUGGAUUUAGAUCUGAACACUUGCUAUCAGCUCGCACAUCUCACUGCCGACAUAACCAUGCUGAUCAAAGUUCUCCGCACCCCAUCUGAUGACUCAGGGUUCCAGGGUUUUGCCCAGCUAAUGUGUGUGUGGACACUUCCACUCAGACUGACCCUCUGUCUGCUGUUCCACCCAUCCAUUCCUCCAACUAUCAGACUGAUGAUGACAUGGCCUUUUCCACUUUUAAAAAGAGGCUUAAAACAUAUCUCUUCUCCCAGCCUACACACACUCACAACAUGCAUAGCACUCCUUGCACAACUUCCAGCUGCAAGGUGGAGUGGCAAAAACACAUGGCUGGCAGCAAAUGACUGGAGCGGCUUCUCCUCACCAUCUGGCAGAAGAGCAACAGUUAUAAAAGGACACAGCAGACAUGGUAGGGUGAGUUCAUUCUCUGCGUGUAUGUCAAGUAAGUCUCUCUCUCUCUCUCUCUAUCCUGUAAUAAAUGCAGAUGACAUUGAUGACGAGGAUUACAGAGGAGAAACUUCCCAGCUGUGCUGCGCCUCCGCCAAGCCUCCUAGGUCCUGCAUCAGGGUUGCUCCAGCCAGUUUGAUGUGCCCCACAUUGGGAAGAAAGCAACCUCCACCUGGACAUUCAGCACGGCCUUACCUCCUCUCCUGCACCUGACUUUAAAUAAAAAAAAAACCCACAUUUUUCACAACCUCUGCCUCCUGAAUGUCUGUGUUCUGCCUGUCCCGGCCCUAAGCAGCCACACUGAUGGAGAAUGCGAGAAAAAGAACACAGAUCCAACCCCUCCCAGACAUCAUGGACCCUCUGCUACAACAUCUGCUGGAGACAAAUUUCCAGCAGCAGGUGGUGACUCAGGAGCUGGCCCAAAGCCUGCAUGCUGUGAUCCAAGAACAACUGGCACUCAAGAAAAAGCCCUGCUCUGCUUCCUCAAUCCCACUCCCAGACCCCUGCCGGGAGGCUGCAUCCAACCUAACAAAGCUCAUCAGCGAGUACAACAUUGAGGCCUUCCUCCUAACUUUUGAGCGGGUCACCCGAUGCAAACAGUGAGAAGAAGAGUGUUGGGCUGACAUCUAUCGGGGGAAGCUAUCAAGGCAAGCCCAGCACACCUACUAUGCCCUCAAACCCGACCAAGCCACCUUCUAUCCAGCACUUGAGUGCACCCUAGCCAUGCUGAGCAUCGGCAGUGGUGAGCAGAGGGACAAUCGCCCAAUGUAAGCUGGGCUCCAGCCACCAGGGGGCUUGACCGCUGCGGAGCCCCGGCGGUCACAGCCCAACAUACAUUGGGAGAGGAGACCGCAGGAAAGCCGCCGCACCUGUGGGACACCCUGGAACAAAGCCAUGCCCACUGAGCUGUAUCUGGCCUCCCUGCAGUGCAUUGUCAAGCCCUGGCUGGCUGUGCCCUCCAUGCUGCUCCUCGUCACUCUGAUUCCUGAGCUUCCAGUACCACUACUGCUCGGGUGGGACUGGCCAGGGUUCCCCAACCCGCCAGCCUUGAGAAGCCAGAAGAAGAGGUGCACCACUAGAGACCAGGUCUGACCGGCCUGCAUGGCCCAGGAAGAUAUGCCACUGGAAAUUCCUCCUCAGGUGAGACACGCAUACCAUCUAUCCCAGUCUCCUCUGUGUUUCACCAGGUCACUUGGGAGGGGAAACUUGGGUGCAAAUAGAAGGAGGAUGCCCUGCUGGGGCACUGCUGGGUCCAAGUGAGUCUGAUCAAUGGUGUCGACCAGCAACCAGAGCAGUUGCGGGACCAGCAACUUUGGCCCAUGGAUGAAUGCCAGCAAAUAACACCCCCAAAACCACUGUCUGCACCCCUCAUUCCUCUCCCCUUAAUUGGCAUCCCCUUCGAGAGGGUGGGCAUGGAUUUGGUAGGGCCACUUCCAAAGUAUGCCCAGGGUCACGAAUACAUCCUGGUGAUCCUUGAUUAUGCCACCAAGUACCCUGAGGCAGUCCUACUACGUAAAGCCACCUCCUGGAGAGGUGGUGCUCCUGUUCAGCUGUGUGGUGAUCCCCAAAGAUAUCCUAACAGACCAAGGUAUGCCUUUGGACUCAUAACUAAUGGGUGAUCAGUGUCAGCUGUUGCAGGUGAAACACCUGUGGAUCUCUGUCUACCACCCCCAGACUGAUGGCCUGGUGGAGCGUUUUAACCAGAUGCUCAAAUGGAUGUUCCAACAAGUGAUAGAAGAGGAUAGCCCAAACUGGGACCUCCUCCUCUCCUGCAUACCUUUUGCCAUCCACAAGCAUCCACGGAGUUCACACCCUUUGAACUUCUCUUUGGGUGGCGACCUCGAGGACUGCUGGAUGUGCCAUGAGAAGCCUGGGAAGAACAGCCCUCUCUGUUCCGGUCCCUGGUCAACUAUGUGCAAGAAAUGCAUCAGGUGUGACCAGGUCACCCCUAUCAUACAAGAAAUACAUGGAGGCAGCACAACAAGAGCAGCAGUGGGCCUAUAACCGCCCAGCCCAGCCCCGAGAAUUCCAACCCGGCGACCAGGUGCUCCUGUUGCUCCCAAAUGCCUCCUGUAAGUUUCUGGCCCAAUGGCAGGGCCCCUAUACAGUCCUCAAAAGUGUGGGCCCAGUGAACUACUGCUUGAAACAGCCUGGUACGCAUGCAGACUCAAAAUUAUAAUAUAUAUUAUAUAUAGCAGGUUUAUAAUAUGUAUAAACCUGCUGAAAAGAUGGGUCCAACCUGUCCCAGCGCUUUCCGCUCAGAGCCGGACGAGCAUACCUUGGUCCAUCGAGGGAAAGAUCUUACCCCAACACACUGGCAAGACCUGACACAGCAAGUGCACCAGUUUGCAGACAUCUUCUCGUUCACCCCAAGCCUGACCCACCUGGUCCAACAUGAAAUCAAAAUGCCGCUGGGGUGGUGGUGAGACAGCAGCACUACCAUGUUGCAGAGGCUCACCAUCAAGCUAUUGAGGAGAAAGUCAGCCAAAUGCUAUGGGAUGGAAUUAUUGAAUUACUGAAGAAGGACGAGCGCAUUGGAGCGGUUGUGCUGCACGCGGGGACGAACGACACCAGGCUGCAGCAGACGGAGGUACUGAAGAGGGACUUCUCCAGCCUGAUCGAGACGGUACGAGGCAGAUCACCCACCGCGAAGAUCAUUGUCUCUGGACCUCUUCCCACAUACAGACGUGGAGCAGAAAAGUUCCGUAGACUUCUAGCAUUAAAUGAUUGGGUAGUCUCUUGCUGUAAUGAGCAGAAUCUGGUGUUUGUCAAUAACUGGAAUCUGUUCUGGGAGCGUCCUAGGUUGUUUCGUCCUGAUGGCCUGCACCCCAGCAGCCUUGGAGCGGAACUGCUUUCAGACAACAUUUCCAAGGCGCUACACUCCAAGUGACUGCCUACCGUAAGUACAUCUUCCAAUAAUAACAACAUUCAGUAUAAUCAAUGUUCAAUUAAAAAUCCGGCAAAGGUAAUACAUACUAUAGAGACUGUGUCUGUUCCCCGAGCUAUACAAAUAUAUAGAAAAUCUCGGAAAGUCUAUCUUCAUAACCUAAUUAACAUAAAAUUAAAUCAUAUUGAAUGCACAGCCAGCACUUUUGAUCUGAGGCUAGGACUAUUAAACAUUAGAUCUCUUGCGUCUAAGGCUCUUAUUGUUAACGACAUCAUUACUGAUCAGGAAUGUAAUUUAAUGUGUUUAACAGAAACUUGGAUUAAACCAAACGAGUACAUAGCAUUAAAUGAAGCCAGUCCUCCUGGAUACAGUUAUGUACAUCAGCCUCGUUCAACUGGUAGAGGAGGAGGUGUUGGACUCAUCCAUAGUAAAAAUGUAGUCGUCACACAAAAACCUAAGCAUAAAUUUAAUUCUUUUGAAAUUCUUUAUACCAGUAUACGUUAUGUAGCCACAAAAAAUAAGUCAAUUCCUCUAAUUAUUAUUUACAGACCCCCAGGGCCAUAUACUGAAUUUCUUAGUGAAUUUGCAGACUUUGUCUCAAACCUGGUUGUGUCUGUAGAUAAAGCAUUAAUCAUCGGAGACUUUAAUAUUCAUUUUGAUAACCUGGAAGACCCUCUAAAAUUAGGGGUUGUGUCCAUCUUAGAUUCAGUAGGGAUUAAUCAGAACGUAAUCGGGCCUACUCAUAAUGGUGGUCACACUCUUGACCUCAUACUAACAUACGGACUAAGUAUAGAAAAUAUUAUCAUUUUUCCGCAGUCUGAAGUUGUUUCAGACCAUUAUCUUAUCUCGUUCAUAAUACGUAUUGAUCAUAAUAUUUCCACCUCGCCUCGCUACCGCAUAAAACGUACCUACACAUCAGCUACUGCACCGAGCUUCAUAAAUAAUCUCGCAGAAACAUCAAUUAGAUUUGGAUCACCGUCAGAUCACACAGAACUCGAUCAGGCGACUGAAAGCUUGGAGUCAACACUCCGCUACACGCUAUAUAGAGUGGCUCCACUCAAAAGGAAACUAAUUAGAGAAAAAAAAUUAGCACCCUGGUAUAACGAUCAAACGCGAACCUUAAAACAGACAACUCGACAAUUAGAACGUAAAUGGCGUCAAACCAAACUGGUGAUAUUUCAAACAGCAUGGAAGGAGAGCCUACUGAAAUAUAGGAAAUCUCUUGGCGAUGCUAGAAAAAUCUAUUUCUCCACUUUAAUAGGAGACAACAAAAACAAUUCUAGAUUCCUUUUCAACACAGUAGCAAAAUUAACUAGGAAUAAAACCACUACAGAAAGAAACACUCAAUCAUUACAUAGCAGUGAAGAUUUCAUGAAAUUUUUCAUUGAUAAGGUUGAAAAUAUUAGACGUGAAAUACAGGCCAUUAAAUUAAAACUGGACAGUACUGUAACAAACCCAUUACAUGACAAUGUAGCAAUAUCAGAUCAAUGUUUAGAGUGUUUUGCUCCGCUUAGAGAGACCGAACUAGCUACAUUAAUCUCUUCAGCCAAUUCAUCAACUUGCGUACUAGAUCCCGUACCUACAUGUUUGUUUAAACAGAUUUGUCCAGGAGUAAUUGAACCACUUCUAAAUAUAAUCAAUUCUUCCCUAAGCACUGGCUAUGUACCUAAAUCACUUAAAUUAGCAGUUAUUAAACCCUUGAUUAAAAAACCUGAUCUUGACCCGUCUCAAUUGUCCAACUAUAGACCAAUAUCAAAUCUCCCCUUCAUCUCUAAGAUUUUAGAAAAGGUUGUAGCAAAGCAGUUAUGCUCGUACUUAGACAGGAAUAACAUUCAUGAAAUGUAUCAGUCAGGAUUUAGACCUCAUCAUAGCACAGAGACAGCGUUAGUUAAAGUAGUAAAUGACCUUCUACUGACUUAAGAUCAGGGUUGUGUCUCGCUGCUUGUGUUACUCGACCUUAGUGCAGCUUUUGAUACUAUAGAUCACACUAUUCUACUUGAUAGAUUAGAAAAUGUUGUUGGUAUUAAGGGAAUAGUCCUCUCCUGGCUCAGGUCUUAUCUGACCGAUCGUUAUCAGUUCGUAGAUGUAAAUGGUGAUUUCUCCAUGCGUACUGAGGUUACUUUUGGAGUUCCACAGGGUUCUGUUUUAGGCCCACUGCUCUUUACUUUAUAUAUGCUACCCCUAGGUCAAAUUAUUCGUAAACAUGGAAUUAGCUUCCACUGUUAUGCUGAUGAUACACAGUUGUAUGUUUCAGCGAAGCCAGAGGACAGACAGAAGCUUAGUAAAGUUGAGGAUUGUGUAAAGGACGUUAGACAUUGGAUGUUAAUUAACUUCCUUCUACUUAAUUCUGAUAAAACAGAAAUACUUUUAUUAGGCCCACGUGUAGCUAGAAGUAAUCUUUCUGAUCACAUGGUUACUCUGGAUGGUCUUUCUGUUUCAUCAUGUACAGCAGUUAAAGACCUUGGAGUGAUUAUUGACUCCAACCUUAAUGCCAUACUGUCUGGAUGUUCCAGUAGGAAUAUAAAUAAGCUCCAGUUAGUCCAGAAUGCAGCUGCUAGAGUCCUAACUAGAACUAGAAGAUACGACCAUAUCACACCGUUAUUAUCAAUACUGCAUUGGCUCCCAGUAAAAUCUCGCAUUAAUUAUAAAAUACUUUUAUUAACCUAUAAAGCACUAAACGGUCUCGCGCCACAAUAUCUAAGCGACCUUUUGGUUUUAUAUGAUCCGCCAUGCCUACUUAGGUCAAAAGAUGCAGGCUAUUUGACGGUACCUCGAAUAGUGAAGGCUACAGAAGGGGGAAGAGCUUUCUCUUAUAGAGCCCCACAGUUAUGGAACAGUCUUCCUAUUAGUGUUCGGGACUCAGACACAGUCUCAGUGUUUAAGUCUAAGCUUAAAACGUAUUUGUUUACUCAAGCCUACCCUGACUAGAUUCUGUUCUACUACUUCGCAGUCAUAAUUAUCUUUUUUCUCCCUCUCUCCUUUCGCCGAGCCCCACACGAAUUUAUGGAGAUACUAGAGAUCCAGAUCCUUUCUGCCUCUGGAUGGAGCUCAAAUCUUCUUUAAUUCCAGACUGCUGGGACUACGGCUGCUCCUAACGCCAUACAGACUUCAUAUAAAUCCAUAAUGAACUUUUUCACACUAACUGUUGUUACCCAGAUGAGGAUGGGUUCCCUUCUGAGUCGGGUUCCUCUCAAGGUUUCUUCCUCUUAAAACAUCUUAGGGAGUUUUUCCUUGCCACCGUCGCCACUCAGUGGCUUGCUCAGUUGGGAUAAAUUCGCACCUUUAAUAUCUGUAUACCAUGUUGAUAUUUCUGUAAAACUGCUUUGAGACAAUGUCUAUUGUAAAAAGCGCUAUACAAAUAAAAUUGAAUUGAAUUGAAUUGAAUUGAAUUGAAUUAUUGAGGAGUACACCUGUCCCUGGUCCAGCCCCAUUGUGGUGGUCCCAAAACCUGAUAGCAGCUCCCGCCUUUGCAGUGACUUCCAGAGGCUCAACCAGGUCUCCGAGUUUGAUAGUUACCCAUUCCCAGAGUCAACAACCUGACAGAGCGUCUGGGGAGAGCCCGAUUCAUCUCCACCCUAGACCUAAUGAAGGGCUACUGGCAUGUCACCCUGGUGUCAGAAGCAAAGGCCAAAACCACCUUCAGCAGCACCAGCGGCCACUGGCAGUACUGGGCUUUCCGCUUUGACCACCAUGGAGCGCCAAUGACCUUCCAGUACAUAAUGGACAUCGUACUGUGACGGCGGGACAGCAACCUCCACCUGCACACUCAGUACAGCCUCACCACCACUCCUGCACCUGACUUUAAAUAAAUAAAAAAAUGCACCUUUUUUUCACUACCUCUGCCUCCUGAGUGUCUGUGUUCUGCCUGUCCCUGCCCUGAGCGGCCAUAACAUGUAAAAAUGACAGCUAUAAUGGAAACAAUAGGUGGGUGUAAUUUAAAACAAAAAAAAAAAAAAAAAAAAAAAAAAAAACACACACACAAAAAACCAAGUAAAAGCAGGCGGAACAGUGCUUCCUGGAAACACGGUCUGCUGGGUUUUUUUUCGCUGUAGGUUCCUAGGUUCACACUUAGGAAAUCAGAAUGAAUAAGAUGAGAAGAUGAGUAACAUAACAGAGCAUAUUAUUUUUGAGUUUACCGAUGAAAAUAUCACAGUGAAUGUAACCCAUGACCAGUUCACCUGUGACACUGAAGAAAAAACCCUGCUCCUGUACCAUACUGUGUUCCAGCCACUAGUCUACAGCAUGGUGUUUAUGUUGGGCCUCUCAGGAAAUGGCCUCCUUCUGAUGGUCCUGCUGCAGCGUCGUGCUCACCUUCGCAUGACUGACAUCUACCUACUGCAUCUGGCCCUGGCUGAUCUGCUCCUGCUCUUUACCUUACCUUUUGCAGUGACCCAGGUGCUAACUGGUUGGGUCUUUGGGAACUUCCUGUGCAAGCUUGUAGGCCUGUUAAACCGCCUAAAUCUGGUGUGUGGGAGUCUUCUCCUUGCAGGCAUUGGUUUUGAUCGCUACCUCGCCAUUGUUCAUGUUGUCUCCAGCCUCCAGACCCGUCGGCCCCAAACAGUUCACCUCAUCUGUGCUCUGCUCUGGCUAUUUUGUCUUGCUCUCUCUAUGCCCAACAUAAUAUUUCUUUCUGUGGAACCCAGAAGGAAUGACCAUACAUGGCUACAGUGUCACUUCAACAACUAUGGCAUCCAUGCUUACAACUGGUUACUCGUUAGUCGGUUGCUGACACACUUCUUGUGCUUCCUCCUGCCCUUAGUCAUCAUGGGUUACUGCUACACCGCUGUGGUUUUCACACUGUACCACAGUCAACAGAGCCUGGAGAAGCAGGGGGCUAUUCGUCUGGCUAUGGUGGUAACCCUGAUUUUCUGCUUGUGCUGGCUACCCUAUAAUAUAACACUUUUUGUGGACACCCUUGUGAGGCUAGAGAUCCUAUCUCAGAAAACCUGCCAGACUCGCAAUGCACUGGCUCUGGGUUUGAUGGUGACUGAGAGCAUUGGUUUUAUUCACUGCUGCCUUAAUCCAAUCCUUUAUGCCUUUGUAGGUGUGCGUUUCCGGAAUGAUCUUCUGAGAUUGCUGCCAAAAUAUUUACGUGUCUGUGGGCCCAUGCUAUGUGCCAGAUGCUUCAGAAAGGUAUCUGUCUCAGCCAUGGCUACCACCACCUCCACUAGCCAAUAUAUAUGAGUACAGAAACAGGGAAGAAACUCGCUGAAAGUAUGCAAUCAUUCAAUAAUGAGAAUUUUUUUUCUAAAUAAAAGCAGAGCUUAUUUUACUUUUGACCCUCUGAGCCAUUUGUCUGAUUAUCUUUGGCUUACACAUUUAACUAUGCAGUGAUGAAAAACAAUACAGAGCAUGCAUGAGUGUGCAGGAUAUCUAAACGAGAUUCAACUUUUAUCAUUGUAAAUAUUUUAUGUGUACAUUUUAAUAUUUCUCAUAGCUGGUGAGUGCUCUUCAAUGUAAUACCUGAUGCAAGAUAGUAAAAAACAUAAGAGAUUUAAAUAAUAAAACAAUGUUUGCCUGA